UUGACUAAACAAUGACGUCAUGCUGCUACGUGGACCGGAAGCAACGACAUUGCUAAAGCAUCGGGCUCACCAUCCGAGAGCGACCAAAACAAUCGAAAACGAUGGAUUAUGAUGAUGAUACUUUUGCUAUGAUGACCGUGGUAGCCGACUAAUGCAGUAUUAAUAUUCUACUGACGCGAUCGGGUCUUCAUUGCAAGCUCAUGACUAAUGCUAAUCCAUACUAGCUUUAGCUAGCCUAGCUGUCAACAAAUCGAGUCUGACCAAAACAGUUUUUCAUAACAAAGCGUUGUCACGUCCGAUAAAUCGCUGAGAGCAAAUAUGCAGACCAAUUUAAAGCGACCAUGCAUUGAUCUUUGAUUUAUUCUUCAAUUCACGUAACAGUUAGGAACUAGCUUGUGGCUAAGAUGAGUUGGUUCAACGCGGCUCACCUGUCCACUUUCGCCAAACAAGCAUUAACAACUGCUCAGAAAUCAAUCGAUCGUGUUCUGGACAUUAAAGAAGAAGGCCAAUGGAGUGAUACAACUGUAAUGCCUUAUGACGAUGUGACGUUGCCUGAAAAGUUGUCAUUAAGUGGUGGUUGGGGGAUAACCCAGUGGGAAGCACCACCUGAAGAAAAGGUUUCAACUCCACCUUCCUCUGAGGCCAUAACGACUCCUGUCACCCGCACUGUUGUGGAUGAGUCUGAAAACUUUUUUAGUGCCUUCCUGCCACCUGGAGAUGGGCAAUGCGUCACCCUAUCCCAGGUAGUGUCUGUACCCCCUACUAAAUCUCAGAGACAGCCUCAGGAAAAAGAAAAUAAUAGAAAAAAUGCUGCGAUGAAGAAAGAAGUGGAGCCCCAAAAGACGGAGUCUGUUGAUUCGGAUCACGAAUGUCAGACAGGCGGUGAUGGCCAACCGCUGGAGCUUGAAUGCUCACAUCAAGACGCGAUUCUUCUCCAGCCAGUUUCUCCUCCUGAAAAUUUGGAUGACCUUACUAGCAGCCCAGAUGACGCAAAGAUCAACACAAGCAGAGAAAAACAUAACUCUGUCACCAAAGUUCCUGGCGACUCCAAUGUGGAGUGGCCAGAGAUUCAAGCGGAAUACCCAGUUGGGGAAACUCCCUCGCAUUCUCCUGAACCUUGUACAGAUUCCUCAGAAUCUAAAAACUCGAAACAUUCUGAUCCACCAGCCUCCCAAUCUUCCAAGGAUGUACAUUUGGAGCAAAAAGAUUUAAAAACAGAAGACCGGCAAAGUGACACACCUUCCCCUCCAGUUAGUGCCUUCUCUUCGGGAACAUCCACCACGAGUGACAUUGAAGUGCUGGACCAUGAGAGUGUGUUGAGUGAGAGCUCAGCUAGCUCCAGACAAGAAACCGGAGAAGCAAAAGCUAACCUUCAUUUGAUGCAUGGCUCCUUCCAGCUUCUUACUGCCUCUGCUUGUGGAGAUUUCCCUCGCCUGGACGACUACCCAAAACUCACCGAGAGUUGUGGUUCCUCCUCAGAUGCAUUUGAGCGAAUUGAUUCGUUCAGUGUGCAGUCGCUGGAUAGUCGGAGUGUCAGUGAGAUUAACUCAGAUGACGAGAUCCCGGGCAGUCGGACGCUGGCUUCCGUAACUUCGGGCGCUCUCCCUGCAGCAGAUGUUCCAUCAGAUGUAUGUGAGAAACAAGAAGAUGCAGCGGUGAAAAGUACAAAUGAGGUCAACGAGGAGAAGGAAGAGUGCUCGACCGAAAGCGAGCGGAAGGAGUAUGUCGACGAUAUGGAGGAGAGUGGACGGAGUGUGACGCCGGUGAAUUGUGAACAACUGGAACUGCUGGCUGAGCAGCAACAGGAUUCGCCGGUGCGAAAUCCCGUUGAAGAGUUCGUCACGUCACUCACUGAGGAGAUGAAAGGUGUUUCGACGGUUCAGAUGGUUGAGCUUCAAAAGGUUAUCGACGAGCUGUCGAGCCGCCUUGAGAAGCGAGAGUCUCAGCUACUGGCGGCUAGCAAGGACAAGGCGAGACUGGAGGAACAAUGUGACAACCUGCGAGAUGAAGUUCUAACACUGAAGGGGGAGAGCUCCACAGUUCAGUCCUUGAAGGAUGAAUUUACACAGCGCAUAGCAGAUACCGAGAGGAAAGCUCAGCUGGCUUGCAAAGAGAGAGAUAUUGCGAAGAAGGAAAUUAAGGGUCUGCGAGAGGAACUCGCGUCAAGACUGCACUCCAGUGUUUCGUUGGAGCUCAUCAAAGAGAAGGAGGAACAGAUCAGAGGCCUGCUGGAAGAAGGUGAAAAGUUGUCCAAGCAGCAGCUUCAGCACAGCAACAUCAUCAAGAAACUACGUGCAAAGGAGAAGGACAGUGACACAAGACUCACCAAGCAACAGAAGAAAAUUAAGGAACUGGAGGAUGAGCUCAGGCAUCUGCAGGAGGUGUUGGAGGGGAAGGAAGAAGUGGAGAAGCAGCACCGAGACACCAUCAAGAAGCUCAACUCGGCUGUGGAGCGUCAGGAGAGGGAACACAGCAGGCUGCAGACAGAUUCUGAAGAUCUGCUUGAGAAGAACAGAAGCCUCCAGGCUGCUCUGGAUAACUCCUACAAGGAGCUAGCAGAGCUUCACAAAGCUAAUGCCAGCAGAGCCAGUCAGGUGGAAGAGGCAGCUCUGAGUCGGGAGCUACAAGUCAAGGAGCUGCAAAGCUUGGCCCUCGAGAAGGCCCAGGAGGACGCUCGGAUGCAGCAAGAGGUUCUCGCCAACCAGGUGGGUGACCUGAGAGUGGCACUUCAGAGGGCGGAGCAACAGCAGGCAAGGAAAGAAGAUUAUUUGAGGGAGGAGAUCAGUGAAUUGCAGCAGAGGCUCCAAGAGGCGGAGUCAAGGAACCAGGAGCUGAGUGAAAGCGUUACGUCAGCAACGAGGCCUUUGCUACGUCAAAUUGAGAACCUGCAGGCUUCAUUGGCCGGACAAACGGCAACCUGGGAAAAAUUAGAGAAGAACAUCUCUGAUAGGCUUGUCCAAGCCCAGGCGCAACUCGCCGUUGCGGUUGAGAAGGAACGUGCAGCCACGGAAGAAUUGAUCUCCUUUAAGUGCCAGUUGGCUUCGCUUGAGUCCCAGAAUUGCCUUCUUCGCCAGGAGAAGGCCCGAUUCCUGGCACUUGUGGAGACUGAGAAGGGAAGAAGAGAGAAAUUGGAAGAUGAAAGCAGCAGGGAGCGUAUUGAGUUGGAAAAUCUGCGAGGAGAACACAGUCGCAUGCUCGAAGAAACAAAAAAAGAAAAGCUGCUGCUCACUAAUCAACUCGAGAUGGAGAAAAUGAAGGUGGAACAAGAGAAGAAAAAGUACUACUUGGCACAAGAGGCACUCAAGGAAAAGCAGAAGAGCGUAACUCAUGACCCACCAGCUUCUUCCACGCCCACACUUUCCCGCUCGAGCUCCGUAAGUGGGGCCGACAAUGCGGGUUUGCACACAUCUAUAUUUUCACAGGAUGAUUCGUUAGACCAGACAAUGGGGAACGGGAGCAUGUCUGUGUCGAUGAGCGGAACCAACUUGUAUGAAGCGGCCCGGCUGUCCGGUGGCUCCAGCGUCAUUGAAAAUAUGCAGUCUCAACUCAAACUAAGGGAAGGAGAGAUAGCACAGUUGCAGCUUGAGAUUUCUAGUCUGGAGAGGAGUCGUGCUGCAAUGGCAGAAGAGCUGGUACGGCUCACCAAUCAAAAUGACGAAAUGCAGGAGCAGGUUACAGAAAUCCCCAAGUUAAAAAUUCAGCUCAAGGAACUGGAGCAGAGGCACAACACCAUUUUACAGAUGUAUGGAGAAAAAGCUGAAGAAGCUGAAGAGCUGAAGCUGGACCUUGAAGAUGUCAAGAGCAUGUUCAAAACGCAAAUUGACGAACUGCUGAAGAACAAGAAAUAAAUCUAUUGCACUUUGAUUGUAUGUGGGAUAUUCACAAAGUCAGACUUUACACUUUAAAAAGAGAUAAAUCUUCUGUGUUAUGAAAAAUGUUUAUUAUCGUUAACUCAAUAUUCAGGUUGGUGUGUGUGAAUUUUCACUGUGUACUUUGCAUUGUACCAAUUGGUUUGAAGGAUACACUGAUUGUACAGAUAAAGAAUCAAAAACACAAUGAACAACAUACUGAAGCUUCCAAGCAUUGCAGAGAAGUCACUGAAAGGUUCAAUGAGUUUCUGACAUCAAGAAAGAAGUUUUGGAUUUAAAAAAAUAAAUAUUUGAUGCUAUUCUAACAGCUCACGGUGGCCCAACACACAAGUUACAGUACAGUGUCAUUCCCCACCUGUAAUUUUAUAAUACAUGACUCGUUUCACUCAAUCAUCUUUGCAAUCGUUUUGAGGCGGUGAAGCUUUUUACACUUGCACAAAUGCCUCCAUGUUUUCUUGUCUGAAAUAUUAAGUUGUACAGUACAUAAACAUAUUAAUAUUGUUUAAUAGCGUAGUCAUAGAAGCGUGUGCUCUAUUGUUGAGAUCUAAAAGUGUGGCAUUUAAAUUGUAUAAAUGUAUACGAAUAAAUGUGGGGAAAAAUCGUA
Messenger RNA from Syngnathus typhle (broad-nosed pipefish), 4473 nucleotides. RefSeq names its product TATA element modulatory factor 1 (gene tmf1). Bases 405 to 3848 code for a protein of 1147 amino acids. NCBI's taxonomy places the organism in Eukaryota, Metazoa, Chordata, Actinopteri, Syngnathiformes, Syngnathidae. The transcript has 17 exons. Gene Ontology annotation, cellular component: endoplasmic reticulum; Golgi apparatus. The record is from RefSeq and is a predicted model, not a curated record.